GUGGAUAACUCUUGUUUUGCCCCCACAGAGUCUGUAGAAGAGGCUUCCAGGAACCAGGACUUCCAAAUGAACAACCGAAAGGAAGACAUGGAAAUCGCGUCCCACUACCGACACCUGCUGCGCGAGCUCAAUGAGCAGAGGCAGCACGGCGUCCUGUGUGACGCCUGCGUGGUUGUCGAGGGCAAGGUCUUCAAGGCGCACAAGAAUGUCCUGCUUGGCAGCAGCCGCUACUUCAAGACGCUCUACUGCCAGGUGCAGAAGACGUCUGACCAGGCCACGGUCACGCACCUGGACAUCGUCACUGCCCAGGGCUUCAAGGCCAUCAUUGACUUCAUGUACUCUGCCCACCUGGCGCUCACCAGCAGGAACGUCAUCGAGGUGAUGUCGGCUGCCAGCUUCUUGCAGAUGACGGACAUUGUGCAAGCCUGCCACGAUUUCAUCAAGGCCGCACUGGACAUCAGCAUCAAGCCGGAUGCCUCCGACGAGCUCUCAGAGUUUGAGAUUGGCACCCCGUCUGGCAGCAGCACAGAUGCACUGAUCUCCGCCGUGAUGGCCGGGAGGAGCAUCUCCCCAUGGUUGGCUCGGCGCACGAGUCCCGCCAAUUCUUCCGGAGACUCGGCCAUCGCCAGCUGCCACGAAGGUGGGAGCAGCUACGGGAAAGAGGAUCCGGAGGCCAAGGCUGACGGCCCCGAGGACAUCUCCUCGCAGUCGCUGUGGCCCAGCGACGUGGGCUACGGGUCUCUGCGUAUCAAGGAAGAGCAGAUCUCGCCGUCUCAUUACGGAGGCAGCGAGCUGCCUUCUGCCACGGACAGUGUGAUCCAGAACUCUUUCUCAGAGCAGGCUGGAGGGGACAGCUGGCAGCCCACAGGCCGGAGGAAGAAUCGAAAGAACAAGGAGACUGUCCGGCACAUCACGCCACAGGCGGAGGAUGGCAGCCGGGCCGGAUCCCCGCUGCCGUCUUUCCUUCCGACGUCCGGGUGGCCGUUCAGCAGCCGAGACUCAAGCGCGGACUUGACUGUCACCGAAGCCAGCAGCUCUGACAGCCGAGGGGACAGGGCUGAGCUCUAUGCCCACGUGGACGAGGGUCUCCUGGGAGGAGAAGCCAGCUACCUGGGCCCACCCCUCACCCCCGAGAAGGACGACGCGCUGCACCAGGCCACCGCGGUGGCCAACCUGCGGGCAGCGCUCAUGAGUAAGAACAGCCUGCUGUCUCUCAAGGCCGACGUGCUCGGGGACGACAGCUCACUGCUGUUGGAGUACCUGCCCAAAGGCGCUCACUCCCUGUCCCUCAACGAGUUCACGGUGAUCAGGAAGAAGUUCAAGUGCCCAUACUGCAGCUUCUCGGCCAUGCACCAGUGCAUCCUCAAGCGGCACAUGCGUUCCCACACCGGCGAGCGGCCCUACCCCUGCGAGAUCUGUGGGAAGAAGUUCACGCGGCGUGAGCACAUGAAGCGGCACACGCUGGUCCACAGCAAGGACAAGAAGUACGUGUGCAAGCUGUGCAGUCGCGUGUUCAUGUCGGCCGCCAGCGUGGGCAUCAAGCACGGGUCCCGCCGCCACGGCGUGUGUGCCGACUGCACGGGCCGCGGCGUGGCCGGAGCCCUGGACGGUGGCGGUGCCGAGGGCUCCCCCGAGCUGUUCACGGGCGAGGGGCCGUACCUGGAGGACGCCGAGGACCCGCGCGGGGAGGCCGAGGAGGAGCUGGGCGAGGACGAGGACGACGCGGGCCUGGCCCCUGAGGACGCACUGCUGGGGGACAAGGACGACGAGGACUCCCCGCGGGGGCCCCACAGCCCGGCCGGGGGGCCCGAUAGGGACUUCGCCUGGAUCGCCUAGGCGCCCCACCUGUGCACCCUUAGGGUCCUCACUCCCCGGCAGGGCCGUGCAGACCCCUGGCAGCCCCUCCUCCGGGUCCCCUCUAUUCUGCUCCUGCCCCCAGACUCACACAGAAGCCGGCCCUGUGGGCUCAGAGGCAGGUGCGACCCCAGCACCCGGGGGCCCUGGGACCGAACACAAAGUGGGUGCGCAGGGUGGGACUGAGCACGGG
Messenger RNA from Ceratotherium simum simum (southern white rhinoceros), 2047 nucleotides. The record is from RefSeq and is a predicted model, not a curated record. Lineage: Eukaryota; Metazoa; Chordata; Mammalia; Perissodactyla; Rhinocerotidae.